Eremothecium gossypii ATCC 10895 is the source of this 3570-nucleotide messenger RNA. It is a transcript of the gene TCB2, whose product is annotated as tricalbin. Lineage: Eukaryota; Fungi; Ascomycota; Saccharomycetes; Saccharomycetales; Saccharomycetaceae. The coding region runs from base 1 to 3570 and encodes 1189 amino acids. The record is from RefSeq and is marked provisional. The transcript has a single exon. Gene Ontology annotation, molecular function: lipid binding.
AUGGCGUCGACAACCACGGAGGAAAAGCUCAUGAAGCUGAAUCCAACAGCUACAGAUGCGAACAAUUACAUUAAUACUGAUACCACUGCGAGCAAGCCGGCUCCACCUUCGUCAACAGAGGCUGGACAGGCAAUUGAACGAGAAAAAAAACUAGACCGGAGGCAGACUGAGAAGGACAGUGUAGAGAGCAGCAAGGUUGAGCGCCCGGUAGUAGAUGCAUCGUACGUAGGGUGGAAGCAAAUCGGCGGGUGGGAAGAGCGCGACCGACUCACCGAAGAUGACCUGCACUGGGAGCUUGACAGAGAAACCUUUUUAAGCCAUGUGCUGCCUGCUGCUGCGUAUGGCGACUGGUAUCACUCCGUGGGGAUAUUCUUCCUCGGCGGAUUUUUAUCGUUUGCGUUGGGCUACUUCAAGUUCAGUUUAUCACCUGUAUUCUUCGUAAUGGUUUUGACGGCUUUGCUAUACCGUACAUCGAUUUGGAAGUACAGAGGGUCGAUAAGGGAACUGGUGCAGAAGGAGCUCACAGUGCAGAAAGUAGAGGAUGACUACGAGAGCAUGGACUGGCUCAAUAACUUCUUGGAUAAAUUCUGGACCAGAAUAGAGCCCAACAUUUCCGUGAUGGUUGUGGAUCAGGUGAACCAUGAAUUGGCUAAGAACCCGUCUGUGCCGGGGUUCAUCAAGUCACUUUGGAUCGAUCAAUUCACACUUGGUGUUAAACCACCUCGGAUUGACUUUGUUAGAACACUUCAAAAUACCGAUCCAGACGUUGCUGUCAUGGAUUGGGGUCUGUCUUUUACGCCUCGGGAUCUGAAUGACCUCGACGCAAAGCAGCUGAAAAACUUUGUCAACCAAAAGGUCAUCGUUAAGGCGAAGCUAUUUGGUAUUACGAUCCCCGUUGCAGUUCAUGACAUUGCAUUUAAGGUGCAUGCCAGGGUCAGGAUGAAGAUGAUGACCGCAUUCCCUCAUAUAGAGACUGUCAACAUUCAAUUGAUGGAUGUGCCAGACGUGGAUUUUGUCUUCAAGCUAUUUGGUGACUCUAUUUUCAACUGGGAGAUCAUGGCUAUCCCUGGUCUACUGCCAUUUGUCAAGGAAAUGGUUAGGAAAUAUGCUGGACCAAUGCUAAUGCCACCAUUCUCGUUCCAAUUGAACGUGCCACAGCUAUUGUCAGGCUCUGCUCUCUCGAUAGGUGUCUUGGAAGUCAAUGUACGUGAUGCUCUCAAUCUCAAGUUUGGCAGAUCUAUCCUUCUAGAAGAGUUAGAUACUUACUUGGAAUUUUCGUUCAACUCCAGAGUUGUAGCGACCACUAAGUCUGUUGCACACGGUUCUUCUCCCAAGUGGGAUGAGCAGCUACUUAUUUUGUUGGACUCCUUUACCGAUCCUUUAUCCAUAACCCUGUACAGCAAGCGUCCAAAGCUGAACGAUCGUGUGCUUGGUAGUAUCCAAUACAACUUAUCGUCUUUGCAUGAGAAGCACCAUCAGAGGAAUUGUACAGGGAAGUUCCUAAAGAACUCCAAGCCAAUUGGAGAAUUGAACUUUGAUUUGAAUUUCCAUCAUACAUUGGAAUCCAAGAAGCUGCCAGAUGGCACCAUCGAAGAUAUGCCUGACUUGAACACAGGUAUCACCAAGAUUGUGGUGGAAGAGGCUCGCAGCCUACGUGGCAGCUCAUCUAAAGAUGUCUCUAGUUUUGUCGAGCUUUAUAUCAAUGCAAAAUUGGUUGAAACUACACAAACUGUUUCUAAAGAUGCGAAUCCGAAGUUUGAUACUUCUCAUGAAAUAGUUAUCACUGAUCGUCGCCGGACUAGAAUCAAGUUUGUUGUAAAGGAUGCUAAGGGAGGCGUCAUCUCCACUACACUGCAAUCGCUGAACGACUUGAUUGAUAGGACACAAGUCGACAAGAAAUGGAUUCCGCUACCCGGAAACAAUGGUGAAUUGAAAGUUACUACUCAUUGGAAGCCUGUUUCCUUGGAUGUGGGCUCCGAAUCAGGAUCAUAUGUGCCCCCAAUAGGUGUACUCAGAGUCUUCCUCAAUAAAGCCGAGGAGCUGCGCAACCUAGAGAAGUUUGGUAAAAUCGACCCAUAUGCAAGGGUGCUUGUUAAUGGCGUCAACAGAGGUAGAACGAACGCUAUUAACUCUACUCUGGACCCUAUCUGGAACGAGGCGAUCUAUAUACCAAUUUCAUCGCCGAACCAGAAGGUUACAAUCGAAUGUAUGGAUGUUGAAACAGCUGAUAAAGACCGUACCUUGGGCAAGUUUGAUAUUAAGACCUCGGAACUUUUCCAAAAGGGUGCGGACGAUCGGUAUGUGGAAUUUAUUGACGAAGAGCCGAAGUUUGGCCGUCUGGUAUCGAAUAAGGGCGCGAAGGGUACUGUCACAUAUUACCUAUCGUUCUACCCAGCCCUUCCUAUUCUAAGCAUGGAGGAAAUCCACGAAAUGGAUGCGAUCAAUGAAAAUAGGAAGAAACUGGAAGCUGAGAAGGCUGCGUUGGAUCCGAAGACUACCACACAAGAGCAAAUGAAGAAGAUAGAAUCAGCUGAAUCCGAACUAAAUGAACUCGAAGACUUGUUCAGCAACAAAAUGAAGCUAGAUCUUGAUGAACUUCUGCAGUACAACAGCGGUGUUUUUACCUUUAACAUCCUAGGUGGUGAGCUUCCUCAAAUUGGCAGCUAUGUACAGGCGUUUUUUGAUUCCAUGGGGCAUCCGAAGUAUUCUUCACAAAAGUUUUCUACCAAAACUAUCAGACCAGGUUCUACUGCUGGCGAUUGCAUGAUUAAGGAGCUGGAAUGGUCUGUGACCACUUUUAGGGUAACAAAGAAUCCAAGUAAUAACAGGGCUGAGAACUGCCUGUGCGAGGUUUCCAUUCCAACCAUAGAACUUUUGAAAAACUGUUACUAUAAACCUUCGAUCGUUACACUAACUGGCUCUGCGUCCGCCAAAGUGAUGUUACAGGUCGCUUGGUUCCCUGUCUUGGCGUCGAGAUUGCCACAAGCAGACUUGAUUACGAACACUGGCGACCUAACACUGGAGGUUCUAAAUGCAGUCAGGCUCUUACCUGCUGACCGGAACGGCAAGUCCGACCCUUAUGUCAAAUUCUACCUCGACAAUUCAGAUGAGGUAAUAUACAAGACCAAGACCCAGAAGAAGACGCUUGAACCUGUUUGGAACGAGAACACAUCCCUGCAGUUGAAUAACCGGAUUAACAACUACCUGCGCAUCAAGGUCAUGGACUGGGAUGCCGGAAACAGUGACGAUCUCAUUGGCACCGCAACCAUCGCUCUAGCUGAGGUGGACCCAGACAGUGAAACCCCAAUGGAAGUCCAGCUAACUGGUCCUAACGGCGAGGACGGUGGUAUUCUUUACUUGAACUUCAAAUUUUCUCCUAGGUACACUGUCUCUGUUACCAAGGUGGAGACAAAGGUUGGCGAUUUUGCCAAUAAGGGCUUAUCCGCUGGUCUGUCCGCCGGUACUAGUGUCAUAGGCGGUGGGUUGGGCGCAGUGGGCAAGCUCAAAAAGGGAAUCCUCGGAGGAGGGAAGAAGAAAGAAAAGGAUCAUGAUAAUAAAGUAAACGAUUAA